CAACUUCCUAAGCAGGCACAUUUGCAUUAUCCUUGGUCUGUGUGAUGAAUAAGUAUAUUUUAAAGCAAGUUGUCUGUCAUGAAACUUCAACAGUGAAUAGUAAAAUAUUUGUAAUCUUCCUGAACAGAAGAUAAAAGAUUCACAAAAGGAGUACAGUACAGAGAUAAACUAUGUUUACAUGGUCAUAUCAGUACCAGUUACACCGUACAUGAGACAAAUACUGAUGUUUUAAUUGAUCAAAACUUAUCUAAAGUAAACAACGAUUCUUUUUAACUUUGUUUCAAAGAGCACUGGAUGUUUUAAUCAUUGAUAUUGGUGUAUUAAUCUAUUUCAAAGCUUGAAUGAAACAACAACAGAAAAUGUGAAUUCCUUGUUGCCAUGUUCGAGAAAAGCCAUAUUGUAUAAACGUAAGAAGAUCGGCAUCUUACAGCUCAAGUUCAAAACCAGACAUAAAGACUAAAGACCGCGAACAUAAUUGCCACGGAUCGAUAAAGAUUUUGACUUUGUGUAUUUAAAGCACCGCAAUUUCCAAAGGAUUCUCAACAACAGCACUGAAAUAGUAGCCAGUUAAACAUUAAGUAGAAAAGAACUGCUCAAAGUUGAUAUAAAAAAGAUCAUAUUUCGUAUAAGGUCAUCCGGAAUGGAAAGGCGAAAAGAAAAAUUUAAUAAAACGAGAGAUGAAAUUGAGAAAAAGGAGAGCAUUACUGAACGAGCAAAUAAAACGGCAACAAACAGGUUGAAACAACAACACGAAAUCUUUGAGGAGAGCCAUGACUUGAUUGCAAAUGAAAUCAACGAUGAAAUAAAACGACUUCAAGAUGACCUAAGAGGUAUUCAUCAAGUUGUGGACUUCGAUAUCGCUAAAUUACAACAUGCAAAUAGAGACAGCAGUACAAGUUUAACACACAAAAGGAAGAAACUGAUAUUCUUUAAGAAGAAAUCAAACACAAUAAGAAAAUUAAAGAAUAAUGAUGAAAGAGAUAGUCAAGUCAAAUUACAAUCAUCGGACACUUUGACAACAUCUGGUUACAAUACACAACGCAACGUAGCACUUAAAUCAAAUUACACACAAACGCAAUCACGACAUUUCCCCCUUAACGUAUCAGGACAAGUAGACAAGGCUGUUCAUCAUGCUACAUGCUUUGAUGAAAACGAAACAAAAGCUUCCACUUUCAACUCUCAAGAAUACAGAAAACAUUUCGAGCGAACAAGGGACAAUACAAAGCACGAAACAUUACCAUUUGUUAUACGAAGUAACACACUUGAUUCCCCGGGAUCACGCGAAUUUGACAUGAAUGAGGCACGAAAUCAUACACGAAAACGGUUACUAGGUAACGUAAAAGACGCUUAUGAACACGAACAACGCAUAAAGAACGAAGAAACUACGACAAAUAUCGAAGACAUUGAGUCGUAUAUGUAUGUACCGCCCGACGGUCGUAAACGAACAAUGUUCGUACUUCCUCCUUUAGAAGAUUUAAUGCUUGAAGCAAGCAAAGCCAGAUAUCUACGCAUGCCCAGGUAUGAUGUCACUAAGUAUGAAGAUGAUCCCGAGAGAGAGCUCAGUGUAGAUGAAAUAUUCGGUUGAUCAUUGUUUGAAGCAUAUAGUUAAACCUGUUUUUCCAUUUAUCGUGACGAAAGAAGUUUGUAGUUUCAAUGAACAGCUGAAAUGGUUUUAGUUUCUUGAUGAAUUUGUGUGUGUUCUCUGGUAAAUUUAAUUUAAUAAUUUCCGUAGCUGUUCGUUGCUAUUCACGAGUAUUUCUUUAUCUGAAAAGGAUGUGGAUAAUGUUGUCAGUUAAAAUCUCCUUCCCGUUUAAUUAAACCACUUAACUCACAAAAUUUACUAAAACCAAUGAUAAAAAACUCAGUUUAACUUUAUGUUGUUUUUGAACUUCAAUAACAUGCUUAGUACUUUCGACACAAAAACAUAUGUUCUCUGAUGAGAAAAUACUAAAUAUAUGUAAAUACUAUUGAUGGAAAUUUCUUGAGUUGCCAAAGACAGAGGCACAGAGGUAUGGUUUCAAGGCGCUCUAGGUAUAUACAUAAUUUAUUGAAAGCAUAAAAAUUUACACAAACUUUCAAAAAUCACUCACAAUAAAGACAGCUUCUAGUGUAAUUGCCGCGCUUCGGCUUCUAGCCGU
This is a messenger RNA of Xenia sp. Carnegie-2017, 2138 nucleotides long. RefSeq lists its product as uncharacterized. The transcript has a single exon. The record is from RefSeq and is a predicted model, not a curated record. Bases 641 to 1585 code for a protein of 314 amino acids. Lineage: Eukaryota; Metazoa; Cnidaria; Anthozoa; Malacalcyonacea; Xeniidae.